AUGGUGAUGAAAACGCGAGUUGCGGUAGUCGAGUCAUUAGCGACGCUUUACCUACGUCGCAGGAUGUUUUCGGUGAAAUUUUCCGUCGUCUUCGUCAGUCUGGCAUCAGAGAAGCCGAUCUUCCUGUUUUUGAAGACAAACUCUGGACUCACUUCAAUCGCCUCCCUGCUCGGAUGGUCAAAAUUCAUCUUCUUUAGGUAUGCUUUGGAUGUGAAUGCAGAGAGAGCGGAAGACGUGCUUAUGCACAAGAUCCUGAGAACAGGACUGCUCAUAAAAAGAUUCCCAGCUAAGGUGAUCGAUCCGCCUUCACAAGCGCCUGAUGCGGUCUAUGAUGUUUCCGUUUACGGAAUUUAUGGACAAUACAAUUACAAGCCAAGUGAAUCACUCGAGGAAGCAGUUUUAGCAGAGAAUGGGGUUGAAGAUAUUUGUGGAGCUGCUGAAAUCAGCUGCCCAGAUUCCUCUGCCACUGAAACCGACGAGGAGCAUGGACCUUCUUCUAGAAGCCAGGCACACACUGGAGAUUGGGUAUGUUGUGAUGGUGUGAUGUAUGGGUACAUGCUGCGGGCGACAACAUUUCGGACAAGUGCUUUAAGGUCUACAGAAAACACUACAGAGACUGAGCUGCCUGACGGGAUUACUGUAGUCAGCAAUGGCAUGGAAGGGACAUAUUUCCGGAAGUUUCAUGCAAUUGAGUGCAAGUGUGGUUCAUGUGGAACAAGGAAGCAGUCACCAAGUGCAUGGGAGUGGCAUACUGGCUGCAGAGCCAAAAAGUGGAAGUACAGUUUAAAAAUUCAAUGCUUACAACAAGGUACUGUAGAUUGGAGUAUCUGGUGCACAUACUCUAGAACCCCAGAUAAAAGUAUGAGCCAGUCAGUGCAAAGUGGACUACUGAAAGGUGUGCUAUGUCAAGUAGCUGUACACCAAGAAUGCUAUGGGGUAAGCAAAUCUCAAGACCUCGCCUCCUGGGUGUGCAGAGCAUGUGAAACGCCAGAUAUUUUGAGAGACUGUUGUCUUUGUCCUGUAAAAGUUGGGUUUUUGAAUCACGAAAACAUGGAGCCUGCUGUUGGAAUUUUCAAAAUUCCAUUAAAUUCAUUUCUUAAGGUUUGCACCAUUUGUAGGKAGACACAUGGUUCCUGCGUGCACUGCUGCAAGUGUGCCACUCAUUUCAACGCAAUGUGUGCGUCACCGGGCAGGUUACAACAUGGAGUUACAUUGCCUGGAGAAGGAUGGUGUGCAGAGAACCAGGAAGUCGAUUUACUGUUCUUUUCACAGCCAGAUCCAAAUAGUAAUGUAGUUGUGCACACACCAGCAGGAGUCUUUGGCUCUUCAAAUUUGCUUCAGAAUCGAAAUGGGCGCAUUAAAGGUUCAAGACUCGUUUUGACCAAGAAGAUAAAGCUUCCAGGUUUCGCAAUCCAACCCCAAGCCGAACAGAUCCAUGAAUUUGAUUCUUUUUCUGUAUCUAUAGUAGAUCAAACACGAAGCAUUUUCAUCAGGUUUGACUUCAUUCAAAGAACGGCUAAAGCAUUUGCGGGACGGAAAAUCUCCGGGUCUGAUUUGGUAAAUCUGGCAUACAUGGAUGGGAUCAUUGAGUAUCGUGGGGUGAAAGCUAGGAGAAGUGUUGCAGAUCUGAGAGAGGCAAACUAUCGUUCUCAAGGCAUAGAUUGUUACCUAUUCAAGAGAAGCGAAGAGAUAGUGAUUGAUGCCACAAACUUUGGAGACAUAGCACGAUUGARCAAUCAUUCAUGUAUGCCCAAUUGCUAUGCAGGUAUAGUGAGUAUGGGUGAUGGAGAAGAGAAUAGAAUCGUCCUCAGAGCUUACGUAACACUUUUGGUUACUGCUUUAUCUUCCCGCAGAAUAAUAGAUAUCUGCAAGUCGAUAAUAACCUUGAUCAUGAAAACCUAUUUCUGCAGGUAUGAUCAUCUCUUUGAAGUUGAUGAAUCUGAAGAUAUCAAAGUGCCUUGCCUUUGUAGAGAGCUCCUAACUGCCGCAAAUUCAUGA
Molecule: messenger RNA, 1998 nt
Organism: Arabis nemorensis
Lineage: Eukaryota; Viridiplantae; Streptophyta; Magnoliopsida; Brassicales; Brassicaceae
Source: the annotation of a GenBank genome assembly